AUGAACUCGAUUCGAGUUGUGCUCUCCGUCUGCGCUGCUUACGCAUACGAGAUGGAACAGUUGGACGCUGAUACAGCGUUUCUUAACAGUGAGUUGGAGGACCGUGUCUACAUGGAGGUACCAAUUGGCGUUGAUAACGCUCAGAACUAUGUGUGCCAGCUGAACAAGGCCAUUUAUGGAUUGAAGCAAGCUGCAAGUGCCUGGAACAAGACCAUUCAUCGUGUAUUUCUUGGGUACUGA
Peronospora matthiolae is the source of this 240-nucleotide messenger RNA. The record is from the annotation of a GenBank genome assembly. NCBI's taxonomy places the organism in Eukaryota, Oomycota, Peronosporomycetes, Peronosporales, Peronosporaceae.